This is a messenger RNA of Aspergillus novofumigatus IBT 16806, 389 nucleotides long. RefSeq lists its product as uncharacterized. Lineage: Eukaryota; Fungi; Ascomycota; Eurotiomycetes; Eurotiales; Aspergillaceae. The record is from RefSeq and is a predicted model, not a curated record. The transcript has a single exon. The coding region runs from base 106 to 333 and encodes 75 amino acids.
UGGAGUCAGCGGACAAUUGCAUCGCGCCAUUUCAAAACGACAGAUGUAGGUAUCAUCGCUUGUAAACAUCGUCCCGCUAUGGAAAUACUGAUGUAAAGUGGUAACAUGAUUAACCUAUGUCAGUCGGUAGCCCUGGUAUGCAACUUACAAGAGUGUCUGUCCUGUUCCUCCGGCCGAGUGUUAAAACCCAACGGACCAGUUGAAUAUGUUCCUCGACCCCCCCGCAUCAGGCUAUCAGCGCCAGGUCGCAUGCGUUAUCCCCCGUCCGUGAAGGUGGCUUGUGACCUGCUGAAGGUGCGACUAUGGAUUGAUGGAUUUAUGGAUAUUGGAUGAUCCUAUGGAGAUAAUUCUUGCCAGUUGUCAAGUCUGUUCUUCAAUCAACAAAAUGA